Messenger RNA from Plectropomus leopardus (leopard coralgrouper), 1030 nucleotides. The record is from RefSeq and is a predicted model, not a curated record. Lineage: Eukaryota; Metazoa; Chordata; Actinopteri; Perciformes; Serranidae.
CCAACAUGGCGCAGAAACAACGUGGGAAAACAACCUCGGCGUCAAAAACGGCGGAUCCCGAAAAAAAUGCAGAAAAUAUCAAUUUAGUGUUGGAGUCCAGCGACGAUGAGACGCCGGAGGAGGUGACCUUUGAAGACUCAAAGGCUGCGGCUCUGCGGAGCAUGAAACAGGCGCUGGACACAGCCAGCAGAGAAAAAGAGCUGCUGAAAGAGAAGAGAAGGAAGAGGCAGGAAUUAUUCCAGGAACAGAAGAAAAGAAAACUCUUACCGGCUGACGUGUUGGAGGAAAUCAAUUCAGCUCCUUCAAAGAAGCAGAAACAGUCUGAGGAUGAAGCUGAAGAGGACGACGAAGAGGACGAGACGAGGACGAAGAAAAAGAAGAGCAGCGGAAAACUGGCACGAGUCCGAAAUCUGAAGGGGAACUACACGGUGCGGACGGUGAAGGAGCGAGCGGCUGCGUCCUUCCAGCAGCAGGCGGCUCAAGAUUUCCUCCAGUCCAGACUGUACGCCGGAGGCCGCAGGACCACGAAUAACGAGCUGCUCUCCCUCCUGAACAAGACGGGGAGGAAUAAAAGUGCCGCGGUGCAGUUUGUCAAGAAAGACUGGGCCGCUGGCCAGAAAGCCAAAGCAGAGAAGCUGAAGAAGAGAUGGAUCCACAAGCAGCAGAUUCCCUCCAGCUGAAAACCCGAAAACCUCCCGAAAACCUCGACCCGGGCCGGGAGACGCUCGCCGCCUGAGCAGACACACGCUCUGCUGCUCUCUGUACACUGAACUCAAACACGCAACAAUCAGGACGGACCGUCAGAAACACGGAGGGGGACGCACUGUGGACCACAGAGACUCACUCACCGUGGACGCCUGAUUACACACCUUUUCUGCUGCUUUAACCCUUUGAAAAAUGACUAAUUGGCCUGAUUUCUCUCCCAAAAAUAAAUGGGGAAAAACGCAGUGAGCUACUAAAGAAGAAAUUACCCAAAAAUGAGAACAUUUCUUAAAAAAAAAACAAGAAAACUAACUAUAAAUAAGCAAAU